AUGUCGGUGGCGUCGUUCCUGCGACGACGCUUUUCGAUGGACGCACACAGCGGGUCAGCUUCUCAGAAGCAAGCGCCGUGCUCGACUGCGACGAGGCCUUUGAGAGAUUCAACUUGGGAGCCGUCGUCCAGCGACUUGCGUUCGCCGCGACUCGUGGGCGCCUCAUCGCGACGAAGUCGUAUAGCAGCCUCUCUCGACUCGGCGCGAAGGCGUUUCUCUCUGCAGCCCUCAACGCCGCCUGUUGUUGAUUACCACCAACACAUGCAGAGCAUCGCGUUGCGCGAGAAACAUGCCCACGACGUUGGAAGUCUGCCAGAUUUGCAGCAUGAGGUUUCUAGUACUAUUUUUUCACAAGAUUAAGCACCGUGAUGUGUUGUUCGGACUCAUUUUACAAUCAGAAAGCUGCACCAACGCGUUAAAAAUGUUGCCCUGAGUCACAGCGGUAACGUUAUGAAAGAGCUAGGAAAAGCGCUCAGAAACACUGGCAAUACACACUGUUAUUACUUAUUCAACAAAAAAAAUUUAGAAAUCUGUGGUUAUACCUCAAGCUGAGAGUAACAAGCUUCAGACUUGAAAAAAAUUUUUAAACGUUGAAAUUGAGACAAAGGAGGAAUUUUUACUUAUCGGUUGCAAAUUUAUUUUUAAUUGACUAAAAUACUCUUUGAUGUAUCAGAAAAAUAUCCCAAAAAUCUCAACCUACGACAUUUUAAGAGAAAUCAGGGCGCAGAGCCCCAAAAUCGCCUGAUUUUUAGUGGUUUUUUUUUACUUUGAGGUGUCCUUUCUCGAAAACGAAUGUUUUGCAGAUUGAGAAUUUCAGGAUUCUUUUCGGUUACAUCAAUGGUCUUUCUGGUAAAUUAUCAGAAAUCUCCCAAUCUUCAAUUCAAAUGACCUCCCUUAUAGGUAGGUGCCGCAAAGCAGUUAUUGAAUCUUAUCCGAUCGCUUCGAUUUCGAUAUCAUUUCAUUUCUAGUGGUCCCCAUUAGCCAACUCAAAAAAAUCUCGAUGAAAAGUUGACGCAGAGCUGAGAAACGUCAAGAAAAGCGCGCGACUUUAGAACGCUUUUUGCACUGAAUCGUGUUCCGCAAUUAACAAGUGAGAGGGGCCUAUUACGCCUCUUUUGCAGAAGGAGCGCGCUUCCAUUUUUCAGUGAAAAGUUUGAAACAGGAUUCUGAAUGAAAUAAUUUUUAAAAAUUGAGUUAAUCAGUAACUUCCACUUAAUUACUUUUUCGGAAUAUUGAAUCUUUUUAACCGUAUUAAACUUCUAUAAGCUAAAAAAAUUCUGUAAUUAUAAAUCUAAAUACGUCUUGGAUGAAUUUUUAGAUUGACUUGAAAUUUAAAAAAAAGCUGUGAAGUAUUCUUUUUUUAAUACAAAAAAACGUAUUCAUAAGAAGUUCGUAAAUACUGACGGCUCAUUGUGUGCAUGCACCUGCGCCCAAAACUGCAUAUAUUAUAAAAAUAUUUUUAAUAAAAAUUUGAUAGUUUUUUUGAAUUUAUGUGAACUUAGGUAAGCUUUAUUUGUCAUUUUCGGGUUUAUAAAGAUGGGGAAGUGACCUAGCAACACUUUUUUUCGUGGUAUAAUAAACUCCAAUCAAGUUUGAACGCAAACGAAAAUUUGAAAAAGAAACACGUUUUUUUGAAGGUCUUUUUUUCAUUAUUUUUUAAGCUAACAAAUGUGCGAUAUAUUUUCGUUUUUUUAUGGUCUUUUUGAUAAUGACCUCAAAUAGUUUCUGAAGGGAUAAUUUCAUCAUAAUAAUUGACACUUGUUAUGGACUCAAAUAUAACUUUUUAAAAAAAUUUAAAAAGUUUUUCUCAUUUUUUUCCUCUUUAUAUGGUUUUUAUGUGUUCUAAAAAGUCAUAAAUAAAAAAAUCGAUGGGUCGUCGCUGAAAAACUCGAGUUUCUGAAAAAUUUGUGUUAGAGCGUUUUUCGUUACGUUUUGAAUAUAAAUUUGGAAUCUACGUCAUUAAUUAUGUCAUAUCGCAUCGUCCUUUUUGUCCAUAAAAGCCGCGCGCGAAAUAAGAAAAGAAAACAAAUAAACUGAGCAAAAAAAACGCUCGCAGCAGGUGGGCGUGGCUUUGCGGUCCCUAUUGGGUCAAAAUCGAUUAAUGAACGAAUGAAAAAAAUUUACAAAUUGUGGAAUGUCAAAAAAAUAUUACAAGAGACAGUUAACAAGUACAGUGAUGCAAUUGGUGAUUGGUGUUAUUUGAAAACCCUUACUUGAAGGUUGUAUUCAUUUUGAAUGAAAAAAAGAUUUUUUUACUAGAUAUUGACUGUAUUUCAGCGACCCAACGGAGGAGCACGGUCGCCACAAGCCAAACGAGUGUCGGUCGUCGCCGGGGGUGAUCGCGCUAUUUUCCCGCACAAGCAACGCAAACAUCACUCGUUUUCUAAGGUAUUUUUUUGUGCGUUUUUAAAAUUCGCGCGUGAAACUCACCGUAAAAACGCAUAUCUUGCGAUCGUUGUAAGAUACAUUUUUUCUGCGCCCUUCCUCGCCUACUUCCCGAAAUCACACAGGCGAAUCAAAAAGGUACCAUCAUGGGUCCACAAAGGUACUUCUCAAAAUGGAUUGUGAAGGCCCCAUAA
This is a messenger RNA of Caenorhabditis auriculariae, 2579 nucleotides long. Lineage: Eukaryota; Metazoa; Nematoda; Chromadorea; Rhabditida; Rhabditidae. The record is from the annotation of a GenBank genome assembly.